Molecule: messenger RNA, 717 nt
Organism: Protopolystoma xenopodis
Lineage: Eukaryota; Metazoa; Platyhelminthes; Monogenea; Polystomatidea; Polystomatidae
Source: the annotation of a GenBank genome assembly
AUGUACGAUACUCAGUGUCAUAUUCAUUUUCCCGACGUAAAUCGGAAUAGUUUGAUGGAGAAAAGCAAUCAAGUGUCAAUAUCAGGGCAUGUAGAAAAUGUGGAGCGAGCCAGGCAACGUAUCAGAGAUAUGCUGCCAAUCAGUUUUACGUUCCCUCUUCCACGAUCUACUACCCCUGCUGAGGUGAAUGCUUACCGAAGUAGCCAAAUGCGACUACAACUUGAACAGCGCUUCGGAAUUGAUCUAUGUUAUAGGCAAGCAAUCUGUUCAUCUUCCCCAGGAGGCAUUCCUGGCAAUACCAAUCUCUCUUCUAGCCACAGAAUAAGAUCCAUUGGUAGGGAAGGUAUACUUAGUCAAAACGGAUGGACUGGAGCUGCAAACAACGGCUUUGGACCAUCACCUGGGUGCAGCGAGAAUGAGCCAGAGGUUUCUUGUCCUACGGAGCCAGUAGUGAGAGGGGACAAUGUGCUGAGAGGAGUGUUGUCCCCGAGUUUGGCUGGGGCGCACCUAACGUUAACCCAGUCUUCCCAAAAAGCCGUCCUGGACCCCUUUUUUGAAUAUGCCCCUAGCCAAAUGAUGUCAGGACCAGUAUCUCCAUCUUCUGUGACUCUGCCCACGGCUACCGUUAAGGGACUUGUCGCUACAGCCAGACGAACGAAAGAAGCUGUGACUUAUCUUCUUGACUAUCACUAUGGCGCAUAUGCAGCACUUCACUAG